AUGAUUGGAAGAGAUGAGAAAGAAGUCGAACUAUACCGCGGUGGAGCCUCGCAAUUUCUACCGUGCGUUCCAUCCGGCGGUGAGAUAACUGGCCCCACGCACUUAACAGUUGACAAGGCAACUGAGAGUCAACGUUUGUUGAAGAUAUCAGCCUGCGGCAGUCCAUUGUCGGAUGUGGUCUCUAUCAAUAUUUAUUCCGCCCAAUCUUCGGCAAUAGACAAGAAAUCGUUCGAAAAUCCC
Iphiclides podalirius (scarce swallowtail) is the source of this 240-nucleotide messenger RNA. Lineage: Eukaryota; Metazoa; Arthropoda; Insecta; Lepidoptera; Papilionidae. The record is from the annotation of a GenBank genome assembly.